This is a messenger RNA of Malassezia vespertilionis, 2643 nucleotides long. RefSeq lists its product as uncharacterized. Lineage: Eukaryota; Fungi; Basidiomycota; Malasseziomycetes; Malasseziales; Malasseziaceae. Gene Ontology annotation, molecular function: pseudouridine synthase activity; RNA binding. The transcript has a single exon. The coding region runs from base 1 to 2643 and encodes 880 amino acids. The record is from RefSeq and is a predicted model, not a curated record. Gene Ontology annotation, biological process: pseudouridine synthesis.
AUGGCGGAUCGUGCGCCGGGCCUACGGCGCCUAUCGCCCUACUGGUACGAGUAUACUACGCGUGCCAAGACGCGGUGGUACGGGCGCCAAAUCCUCGAAGUGUUCACGACCGAGUUUCGCGACCGGACGAAGGAAUACUACACGUGGGCGAUCCACAACGGCCUCUGCACCGUGAAUGGCAUGUGUGUAACACCGUCCUACCGUAUCAGAAAUAGCGACCUGAUCGUGAACAAAGUGCACAGACACGAGCCAGCGGUUACCGAUGUGCCGGUGCGCAUCCUGCACCGCGACGAUACCCAGGGCCGGAUCGUGGUGGUGAAACCAGGCAGCAUCCCCGUGCAUGCGACAGGCCGCUACCACUACCACACGCUUGUGGAGAUGGUCAAGCAGCAGACGGGUCUUCUUCACGUGUAUACGAGCAAUCGUCUAGAUCGCCUUACCUCUGGGAUCAUGGUGUGCAGCACGACUAAAGCCGCGGCGUGUGCGCUCGGCAACGAUUUCAACGCGGGCCUUGUGAACAAGGCGUACGUAUGCCGCGUCCUCGGCCGCUUCCCCGACGAUACAAUCGACUGCCAGGAGCCAAUUUUAGCCGUGGAUCGACAGAGCGGCCUGAAUAUCGUGCACCCACGCGGCAAAGCGUGCCGCACGUUCUUUGCGCGCAUCUCGUACGACCAGACGACCGAUACCAGUGUGCUUUUGUGUCGUCCCGUCACGGGCCGAACGCAUCAGAUCCGUGUGCAUGCCCAGUUUCUCGGCCACCCGAUCACCAACGACCCGCUGUACAACCAUCCGGUGUGGGACUCGGUCGAUCGCGAUAUUCUCGCGUCUGCACAGCCGCGCCAUUAUGAGCGUGUCGGCGGCGAGACAGGCAAUACAGAGAUUGAGCGCGUGCUCACGGCACUCAAAGGAGCGCGCGACGAUGCAGAGGGCUGGGCGCGCUGGCGCGACGAUGUGCUCUACGGAACGCUGAACCGCGAAAUGGGCUACGAGUCUGUUUUUGUGCCGGGCGCAAAUGGCGAGCCUGCGCCGCCGCCGCCCGACGGCGUGGAGCCAGGGAUGGAUGCGGACGUGUGUUCGACGUGCCGCACUCCGUUGCUCACAGAUCCCAAGCCAGAGGAGCUGUAUAUAUAUUUACACGCUGUCAAGUACUGGACAGAUGCGUGGGUGUUUGAAGACGAGCUGCCGCCGUGGGCAGCCGCGGGCGCGGAUCGCCGCCUUCCCGACUUGCCGCUUGUUCGACACACGCUCCAAACCGAGUCCAGAGCGCCAUGUGCGGCGCUCAGUGUACCGCGCAUUUCGCAGUGCGCCGUCGCGCCGAUGCAUACGCCUUCUCCUCUUGCACAGCCCAUGCCAUGCCUCACGCUCGACGUACCGCGCGGCCUUGAAGACGUAGCGCAGCGCGAGAUCCUCCAACGACUCUCCCCUUUUGCGCUCGAGCGUAGCCCGCGGAUUGAGACGGCGCUGCAUUCCGGCACGCUGCUCGUGCGCGAUCCUUUUACGAGUGCGUGUAUCGGCGCAAUGUAUCUCGCUGCACACCUGCCCGUCGUGAUGGGCGCAUUGUAUACCAUAGCGCGCGCAAAACUGCCUCAGGACAUGCUCACGGGUCUCUUUUGCGAGCGCACGGCCUCGCUGGGCAAGGGCGGCGCGGGCCAUGAAAAAGACGCGCCGCUUUCUGCAAGCGAGCAUGCUCUCCUGCAUUUUGUGCAGCAGGUAUGGGACGAUGCCGCAGCGGGACGCCGCGCUGCACUCGAUGCAUGGCAGCAGCGCAAGCGCGGCACAAUGUUCGCCGUUGUAGUCGAUCGCAGCAGCUACGUAUUUCCGACGCUGAGCACUAGCACACUGGAGCAAUAUCUUGCGCAAAUUGUCCAGGUGUGGCUCGCGUCUGAUAGUCGCGCAUGGCACGUUGUGCCGCGCGCAAAGGCGGAUCUGAUCGUGAAGCUCACCUUGGCACCGCGCCUCGGCGCCAAAGCACCGCUGCAUUCAGGGCCGCGUGCGACCCAAGGCAAUGUCAGCGGCACCCUGCUCAUUGGGCUUCACCUUCCCGUAUCUCCAGCCGAUCCAGUGCGCACCAUGUCGACGCCUGCACAGACCAAAGAGGUCAUGGCCCGAGCGCGUGCGGAAGCCGUUGCCGGGCUCUUGCCCUGGCUGCCCCACACCAAAGAGCUGGGAACCCUGCAUAAUGCCGAUCCCUCUUUUGCACAAGCGCUUGCCUCGCAAUGCGACGCGCGCGGCACGGGGUGCACCGUCGUCCAAGGCGACGCUUCUCCUGCACAGCUGCAAGGCGCUGUGGUCCAGCUUACGGAACGCUCCAAAGAUAUUCCCCAUGCGGCGCUCUUCGACGUGGUGUUUCUACAAAUUGAAACGCUUUACAAUGCACUCGCUCCUGGCGCCUACGCCAUCCUCCUUACCGCCGAGCCCAAGAUAAUGCAGCGGGCGCUCCGCGAGCUGGAAAACAAGGCACGGCGCGCGCAAUGGCCCACGACGCUACGUCUCGUGCCUCUGGUGCAGAACAGCGAGGCGGGGGUUUUGCCUACGGAAGACGCAUCGACGUGUGCAGACGCCGACGAAGAAGCACGUAUGCGCGACGGCCUGCGCUCCUUCUUUUUCCACCACCACUUUCUUGCGUGCGUGCGCAGGGCGUGA